AUGGAGGAGUGGAAUCAUUGUGAUGAGUCUAAUUCUAGCCCUGAGCCUCGUUCUUUUUGUAAGCCUCUGGGGCACAAUGCUAUAGUUCGGCGGUGUGCAGUUUGGGUCCCCCCUCCUGAGGGUGUUUUUAAAGUUAAUUUUGAUGGAUCCAAAUAUAGUGAUGGGCGAGCCUCUUUUGGGUUUGUUAUUCGGAAUUACUUGGGUGAUGCUAUUCUUGCAGGUUGUAACUCGCUGCCCUCUGACUGUUCUAUCGUUCAAGCGGAGGCUUUUGGUCUUUGGGAAGCUAUCAAGGCUGCCCAAUUUUGUAAUCUGCCGUGGAUCAUCAUAGAAGGCGAUAAUCUUUCGGUUAUCAACGCAUUUCUUAAAUCUUGGAAGCCUCCUUGGGUCAUCAAUUCUUUAUUGCAGGAUGUUUGGUGUGAUUUGGGUAAGUUUAACAGUGUGUCUAUUUCUCAUUGUUUCAGGGAAGCAAAUAGGGUUGCAGAUUUUAUGGCUCAUCAAGGUCAUGCGGCUCAGAAUCUCUGUUACAAGUUCCCGCCGUUUUCUGUUGAUUUCUCUCUUGUCAUCCGCAAGGAUGUUUUAGGCUGUCCUCCUGAUUAG
Molecule: messenger RNA, 597 nt
Organism: Beta vulgaris subsp. vulgaris (sugar beet)
Lineage: Eukaryota; Viridiplantae; Streptophyta; Magnoliopsida; Caryophyllales; Amaranthaceae
Exons: 1
Coding region: 1-597 (198 amino acids)
Molecular function (GO): nucleic acid binding; RNA-DNA hybrid ribonuclease activity
Source: RefSeq, a predicted model, not a curated record